Molecule: messenger RNA, 1484 nt
Organism: Triticum dicoccoides
Lineage: Eukaryota; Viridiplantae; Streptophyta; Magnoliopsida; Poales; Poaceae
Product: probable carboxylesterase 12
Exons: 2
Coding region: 32-1282 (416 amino acids)
Molecular function (GO): hydrolase activity
Source: RefSeq, a predicted model, not a curated record
GUUAGGUCAGGAGUAGUACUUUUCUUUAACAAUGAUUCUAUGGAGAAACAGUUGGUGGUGCUGGUCCACCGCCCUACUAUUCUCACCACCUUCAAUCUGGUUAGCACCAAUCUUCUCUGCUUGCCUCCGUUGCAGUCUUGCAGAGCACCAAAAGGAAAAGGUAUGUUGCCCAUGGUUGGGACUUGGGAGGCUGAAGGUUGAUGCUGCCAAUAAAUAUGGAGGCAGCUACGAUUGCUGGUGGUUUCAUGGCGAGUUUUGCUUGUUUUGGAGUUUGGGACUUGGGAGGCUGAAGCUUCAAGCCAAGGCCGGCGUCAUGGACCCUGGCUCCGACAUCAUCGAGUACGAGAGGCCCGGCGUCGUGCGCGUGUACAAGAGCGGCCGCGUCGAGCGCUUCGACGGCACCGACACCAACACCGUCCCGCCCUGCCCCUCCGGGGACCCCGCCUAUGGCGUCGCCUCCAAGGACGUCGUCCUCGACGCCUCCGCCAACAUCUCCGCUCGCCUGUACAUUCCGGCCGCGGAGCCUGGCAAGAAGCUCCCCGUCGUCGUUUACUUCCACGGCGGCGGUUUCCUUGUCCAAACCCCGGCCUCCCCGUUCUACCACGCCUACACCGCGUCGCUCGCCGCCGCGGCGCCCGCCGUCGUCGUCUCCGUCAACUACCGCCUCGCUCCCGAGGACCGCCUCCCCGCCGCCUACGACGACGCCUUCGCCGCGCUUAAGGCGGUCGUCGCCUCGUGCCGCCCGGACGGCGUCGAGCCGUGGCUCGCGGCGCAUGGCGACGCCUCCCGCGUCGUCCUCGCCGGCGACAGCGCCGGCGGCAACAUCGCGCACAACACGGCCAUAAGGCUGCGGAAGGAACGCAUCGAGGGCUACGGCGACGGUGUCAGCGGCGUCGCGCUCCUGCACUCCUACUUCUGGGGGACAGAGCAGGUGGGCGGGGAGCCCACGGAUGCCGCCUACCGCGGCGAGUUUGAGCGAUUGUGGGACGUCGCCUGCGGCAGCCAGUUCGGCCCCGACCACCCUUACAUCAACCCGGCUACGUCGCCGGGGGAGUGGAGCCAGCUCGGGUGCGGCCGCGUGCUCGUCACCACGGCGGAGCUCUGCUGGUUCGUGGACAGGGCGCGCGCGUACGCGGAGGGGAUCAAGGCGUGCGGAUGGGACGGAGAGGUCGAGUUCCACGAGACCAAGGGCGAGGAGCAUGUCUACUUCUUGUUUAAGUCCGGCUGCGACAAUGCCGUCAAGGAGCUCGCCGUCGUGGCCGACUUCGUCGGGCGCUGUUGAGGUUGCUUGCCUUUUCUGCUCGCCCGAUGAAUGAUUCAACAGUAUUUUCUUUUUUGAAGAAACAGAGUGAUUCAUCGGUAAUAAGGGAUAACAUAAUUGGUGAGGGAUAGGCGCCGAUCAACCGGCCAAAAUUUCAUUGUGAGAUUCAGGCGAUCCAGAAUAGCAAUGUCAAAUUCAUAAAUCCUCACUGCUUCCAAAAUAA